This is a messenger RNA of Acytostelium subglobosum LB1, 504 nucleotides long. RefSeq lists its product as hypothetical. The transcript has 2 exons. Gene Ontology annotation, molecular function: sulfate transmembrane transporter activity. Gene Ontology annotation, biological process: transmembrane transport. The coding region runs from base 1 to 504 and encodes 167 amino acids. Gene Ontology annotation, cellular component: membrane. The record is from RefSeq and is a predicted model, not a curated record. Lineage: Eukaryota; Evosea; Eumycetozoa; Acytosteliales; Acytosteliaceae.
AUGAAACAUUCUUCAUCUUUCCGACUGUCAGUCCUUGGAAGAGUGCCAGACAGUGCAAGUGGUACCUCCACUCCAAAGUAUAAAGAGGUGACACAGAAUAAGGAGGCAGUGGAGACUGAAGGCAUCAGGAUAAUCAGACUGGAAGAGUGCAUAUACUUUACCAACAUUGGCAACCUAAAGUAUGCACUUCAUCGAAUCGAGAUGUAUGGUGAUGCCACUGCUCAUCCUUCUGAGCCACGCUCACGACCACUUGUAAGAGGUAUCAUUCUCAAUUUGAAGAAUGUUCCAACAAUGGAUUCAAGCGCAUUGGAGUCAUUGGUGGAACUAGUUGAUAAAUAUAAAAGACAGAGAGUACAAGUUGGUCUUGUCAAGAUAAGAAGGGUGUUCAAAGAGAAGAUGUUAAGGUCCGGAAUGCCAAUCUCUGUAUUCGAUAACAGUAUCCACGACUCUGUAUUGAGAUUGACACGUGUUUCCAAUGUUAACGAUGAACAGAGUGGAGUGUAA